AUGGAGGAAAGCCUGCUCGAAGCAUCUACCAGCUAUGACGCAUCCGAUACUGCUCCCAACAGACUCCGAGAACGUUUCCCCAUUCCCGUGCGGCGCCGGCAGUACAAUAUGACCCACAGCGUCAGAGGCAGCUGCUACAAAAGUGAUCAUACCAUCUAUUCGACCGUGGCUGCGCACGGUCAGGUCGUUCUCAAGACCAACAAACAAGGCGACAAGUACUAUCCCGAUGUCGAAACGAAUCCUGGCCCAGGUAUGUUCGGCAUGAGGGUCGUCGAAGAGGAACCAGGCGGAAACGCAGUCAGAGUCGCCUUCAUUAUGCAGCUGAAGUCUUCGACGCCCGGUUGGAGCAGCUGCUGCACGACUUACUAUACUUGGAUUGGCUGGUUCAGCUGGCGCAUAAUGGCCGUCAGCUUCAACGAGAUUGCGAUGUACCAGUAUUGCUUCCCGCAUCAUCUCGCCGAUGCCAAUAGGGAUAAAUGCGACGCUGUCGUGAUCGUGACUCUCGGCAAUCCCCCAGGUGUCACGAAGUGCAAUAUUGCGCUAUCUGAAGAGACUUGCGAUCAGUGCGAUGAGAAUACAGCAUGGUGA
Mixia osmundae IAM 14324 is the source of this 588-nucleotide messenger RNA. RefSeq lists its product as uncharacterized. Bases 1 to 588 code for a protein of 195 amino acids. The record is from RefSeq and is a predicted model, not a curated record. The transcript is spliced from 4 exons. Lineage: Eukaryota; Fungi; Basidiomycota; Mixiomycetes; Mixiales; Mixiaceae.